CACACAUACUUGUAGAGCAUGUGAGACAGUGAAAUUUACUAGUGUUAAACAUGGAUGUGAAGAAAGAUGAGAACAGUAUCUUAGAAAACAUGAAACAAGAGAUUAAUCAUAGUCUAAAAGAAGAAGCACAAGAAGAAGAAGAGAUUCUAAAGAAGAGAAUCUCAAGCCACCCUUUGUAUGGGCUUCUUCUUCACUCACAUCUCAAUUGUUUAAAGGUGUGUUCCGGCGACUUUGACUCACCGGAGAUCAUGAACACGGCUGAUGAUCUUGCCCUAUCCAAACUCUCUCUCCACCCUGACUCUUCCUCCGAAGCUACCUCUUCAGAACUUGAUCAAUUCAUGGUUCUUUUUUUUUUUUCUCCCUGCCAAAACAUAUUUACACAACAAAAAACAACUUUUCACGUUCUUUUAUUUUUUCCUUUGCAAAUUAAUUUGACUUUCAAGUAUUCUAAGUUUAUUUUGCCAAGAAAAAAACAGUAGCACUUAUACUUGUAAAUUGAUUCACAUAAUAGGAAGCGUAUUGCUCGACUCUACGGGAGCUCAAGGAAGCAAUGGAGAAGCCUCUUACCGAAACGCAUCGUUUUGUGGAUGCGGUGUACACUCAGCUAAACGACAUCGUUAUGUCAUCACCCCCUUAAAAAAGGGUAACAUGAACAACUGUUCGGUGCUACUAUGUCAAUGCAUUUUGCCAAAUUACUACUCAGUCUACUCACGAUUUAUUGUACUGCGUUUACGUAACGCGUUUGUAUGAUCGUUUAUUGGUAACCGUAAUUUAUGGCAUGCCCUCCUGCUUUUUUAUUUAAGAAAAAUAAAACUAAUUAUAUUGUAAAUAUUGCAUUGAUCAUUUAGUCAC
Arabidopsis thaliana (thale cress) is the source of this 852-nucleotide messenger RNA. RefSeq names its product KNOX meinox protein (gene KNATM). Gene Ontology annotation, molecular function: DNA binding. The record is from RefSeq and is marked reviewed. Bases 51 to 479 code for a protein of 142 amino acids. Lineage: Eukaryota; Viridiplantae; Streptophyta; Magnoliopsida; Brassicales; Brassicaceae. Gene Ontology annotation, cellular component: nucleus; cytoplasm. The transcript has 2 exons.